This is a messenger RNA of Dalotia coriaria, 3995 nucleotides long. RefSeq lists its product as uncharacterized. NCBI's taxonomy places the organism in Eukaryota, Metazoa, Arthropoda, Insecta, Coleoptera, Staphylinidae. The record is from RefSeq and is a predicted model, not a curated record.
GCUUAAGCCAUAGCGGCGCGCGUCUUGCUGGCGAAGGUGUGAGGCGCGCUCAGUUGCUCAGCAGCCGCCACGCCGACCACUUCUACCUGCCGCAACGAGAAGAAGAAGAAACACGACGCUGCGCGCACCUCUUCCGAUACAUAAACACAAAAUAAACAAGGAAUCUGGAUGUUGUAAACUUUUGUGUACCGAGACGCUCACAACACAAUCGAACGUGCGUUUGCGGCACUCCACGUCGCUCGCGAGAAGACGCUCCAGACGUUAAGAGGAUGCCACGAUCCGGAUAGACGAAACACACCACUUGCCGACACCCCACCGCAUAUAAAUUAUUAAAUUAAUACGGGUUCAUUCAAGUCGAUUCGCAUUCGCAUCUUGAAAAGCUCUCCACACAACAUGGAGGAUAAACAUCGAUUUCCAAGAGUUCCUUGGCUCGGAUUAUGUUUGCUACUUCUUGUAAAAGAUGUUAGUUCAUCUGCUGGUCCAGUGUUUAUCAAUCCGGAAAACCAAGUAAAACCAACUCAGGUUGCAGCAGCAGCUCCUGGCUCCCUCGUUACUCAAACCGUUUAUGGCUUUCUCGAUUUUACAACAACCAUCGGCAACACGGUUAUGGUCUUCUCGCCGCAAAGUGCAGCACCCGCUGCACCCCAACCAACUGAAGAUGCUGUUCCAGUGCCGGAACAAAUCGCCGCGCAACCGACUAGCGUCAUCGAAACCAAACCCGCACCCUCGGUGAGUGUCGUAACACAAGUUGCUGAAAUCCCGGAUGUCAUAAAACCCAGCAAAACCGAGAAAAACGAGAAAAAAUCAAGCGGGAUAAGUAAAAAAUUGUCAUCGGUUGUGCAUAUUGUGGAAUCCAACCAACCAGAAAUCAAACCAAUUGUGAAUGUUAUUGAAGGUGUAUCAAGUGCGGUUUCUAUCCAAGAAGAACCCAAAGCAGCUCCUGCAUUUAUUCCAGCUCAAGCGUCUAAAAUUGAACCAAAACAAAAUAUUAUUACUAAAGUUGAAGUUGUUACUGACGAAGCUACUGCCCAACCAGAAACCCCAAUAGUUUCCAGUCAUGUUGAAGUCCAUGAAGAAUCAUCAACUGUCCAACCAACUUUUUCAAGCGUAGUGGAAAUACAGGAGGCAGAAGAGCCAGCGGUAAUUUUAGGUAACAACAUUGGAGAACCUGAAUAUGAUUUCCUUUCAAGACAACCAUCGGAAGUUGUUGAAGAGACUUACAAGGUCAUUAAUCUCAAACCCAGUGUAAAAUCACAUGGUAACAGAGCUUCUACACUAAAGAACAAAGGACACAGCGGUGCUACAAAACGAUCAGAUUCUCAACAUCCCACUGGAUUGGUCACUAAAUUAGGUGGGACGGUUGUAAAGGAUGGUGUUACAACUGUACAUGAAACCAGUGUUAUUGGUACAUAUAUUUCUGGGAAAUAUGCACAGGUUCUUCAAAGUACUUCGCAUAUUUAUAAUGCUAAACAGAAGAUUAAUCCGUCACCAACUCUGAGAAUUCUAAAAACGGCUGCACCUGCUCUGGGUAAGAAAAAUAGACACUUGGAACCCACCCCAGCUGCUUCCAUCAACGAGGAAAGUCUUCUGGUAGCGGAGGUUACUCAAAACGCCAUCAAACCGACAAGGAAACCAGCUAGUUCUGGUAGUUUUAAGCGGUUUAAGAAUAGGUCCCAGGAGUAUGAAGAGUAUGAAAAUGAUAGUAGUUCCCAAGAGAAAAAGACUCUUAGGAAUCGUCAGCAGAGUGGCAUCCAUGCGCAAUCUCGAAGUUUCAAACAGCACCACACCCCACAACAACACUCCAACCACAACAACAACAACAACAACUCUUCUUCCAACAAGAAAUUCGGCCGGAACAAGUCUCAAAUAUCCACUGUGUCUGUAUCUAGUGAGCAGCCGCCAGUGGCAAGCAAGAGGUACAACUCGCGUCGGAACAAGCAGCAAUCGCGUGCUACAAGUACAGCAGCUCCAGACAACGGAGGCGGCUUUACGCGUCGUGGAUACAAGCCGAAAGUCCAAGCGUCUACUGUUGACAGUGGCUCUGCUUCCUCCAGUCUCUAUAAGUUUAAACUGAACAGGUCUCCGGGCCGCUGGCAAUACAAGACUACUCCCAAACCGCGCGUCACCAUCCGGAAGGUCAACGACGACGACGCCAACGAUGCAGUGACCCCGCCGCCAUUGCAGGAAGUUUCGCCAUCCCUGAAUGACCUGGUUACUCCUCAAGCGAGGUCAGAUGAUGUCGACGGUCUCGUAGGUUCUGAAUCCGUUGCUUCUAUUGUGGAUGAUGAAAGCUCCACUGAAAACAAACUAGACACUCCAUUCCCGUUGGAAACAAUUAAAGUGGAGAUUUCGACUCCUCCGGAUUUCAAAGAUAUCUACUAUGAAAUUGCAACGAUUAAAUCACCGUACACCUUCCAGGUCGGAAGUGUUAAGAACACACGUUACAUCACGGUGACAUCUACAUUUGAAAAGAGCUUGGAGGCGACAAGCGAAGCGACGAUUGGCGCUACGGCUACCGAACCUUUAACAGAAAAUAUACUCGCGACGGCGAGCAACUACGACAAGGAUAACAAUUUCCUUGACUCUAGCAUUGCGACCCUUCCGCCCCUCUACUUGGCAUCCGACAUGGAGACUCCGCCAUUGGAAACCCUCACUGAUACCUUCAGCACAACCCAAACGAUGUUAAAGACGCAUAUCCUGCCUGUCAUACGAGGUGGCAACGACACAAGUAGCUACACUCUCGUUCAGACUUACCUUGUCACUCGGUUAGUGACAGCGACAAAGACUUUACCACCAAUGGAGGCCUACCAUUUUAACCCUAGUAAAACUCUGAAUGAAUUUAAUAGUCAUUUGGAUGAAGCAGGUUCAGAACUUCAUCUGGAGCUUGAAUUUGGUGACCAGAAUGAGCAAGAUGAUGGAACACCUAAGAGAAUUCUUCCAGGUGAUUUGGAUCUUGCUAAUAUAGGUUCUGAUUUUGAUUUGUCAUCAGUAGACAAGUCUAGGAUUCCUGAUGGGCUUAAACUGCGUAAACCUCAACCUCCCACAACACCUAAACCUCAAUUCCCUGAUGUUAUACAGACACCAAAUUUAAGUCCUGAACAACUUCAACAACUAGCGCUUCUUAGGUUGUUGAACCCUCAAGCUGCUCCACCUCAAGGCCAAGUUAUCACCGCUUCCAAACCAGUCGUCAAAGUUGAAACCGUUUAUGAAUCCCACGUCAUUCCAGUUGUAAACGGCCAGAAUACAAUUCUCAGCACAUUGUCGAAAAUUGUCGGAACUGUUACAAAAACUGACUAUGAAUACGUAACCAGUACACUGCCAAGCAUUCCCAACUUACCCAUUCCACCACCGGUAAAUCCACUCUUCCCACAACAACAACCUCAAUUCGCUGUUACAUCAUCUCCGGUGGUUCAGACUGCGAUUGUAACACAAACGCAAAGCAAAAUUUUAAAAUUGACCUUUGGUGCAAAAACAGCUUAUACAACCAUCUUCUCAACGAAAGUAGUGCCUACUUUACUCACCAGUUAUAUGACAGCAUCAGUUGCAGUUCAACCGACGGCAGCAUUCCCAGGAUUCUUCCCAGCACCAUACGGUCCAUUCCCAUACGUGGGUUAAACAAAAUCGCGCGAAAUUGAAAAACGGUGCAAAAUUUUAAAGUGAAUGAUCAAGGACAGUCAAUUUGAUCGUGUGCAAUAUGUAUUAUAUUAUAUUUCGAUUGUCGAACGCACAGCAACAUCUUUCUUGUAAAUAAAUCCAUCGACGAAAUUCAUCAAUUAGUUAAGCAACGAAUUUAAUUAUAAGAGUGUAGAUUAAAUACGUAGAAUAAUAAGAAACAUUUCAUGUAAGUAAUAAUUCUAUUCUUUGAUUUCUUUACGAGUAGAUAUCUUCGAAUUUGAAUUUCUGGCCCAGACGUGUCACGUCUAAUCAUAUUGUAAUUGUAAUUUUUUGUAUUAUACAUUAUUGUAAUAUAAAUAAUAAAUUAUGGUUAUUAAUCA